Messenger RNA from Salarias fasciatus (jewelled blenny), 1836 nucleotides. It is a transcript of the gene mxd3, whose product is annotated as MAX dimerization protein 3. NCBI's taxonomy places the organism in Eukaryota, Metazoa, Chordata, Actinopteri, Blenniiformes, Blenniidae. Gene Ontology annotation, molecular function: DNA-binding transcription factor activity, RNA polymerase II-specific; RNA polymerase II cis-regulatory region sequence-specific DNA binding; protein dimerization activity. The transcript is spliced from 6 exons. Gene Ontology annotation, biological process: regulation of transcription by RNA polymerase II. The record is from RefSeq and is a predicted model, not a curated record. The coding region runs from base 70 to 669 and encodes 199 amino acids.
CACUCAGCUUCAUCCACUCCAGGCUAGUUUACCUGCUGUCGGUUCAUUUUCUCAAAGCAAAAAUUAACAAUGGAGAAACACGUUUGCAACAUCCAGGUGCUUCUCCGGGCUGCUGAGUUUCUGGAGAGGAGAGAGCGAGAGGCUGAACAUGGCUAUGCUUCAGUCCUGCCUCUCAGUCCAGGCCAGACGGACAAGAGGAGCAAACUGAAAAACAAGAAGAUAUCUGCUAGUGGCAACAGGUCUGCCCACAACGAGCUGGAAAAGAACAGGCGAGCUCAGCUGAGACACUGCCUGGAGCAGCUCAAGAAGCAAGUUCCUCUGUCGUCGGACUCGAUGAGGAACACCACCCUCAACCUGCUGAGACGAGCUCAGCUGCACAUAAAGAAGCUGCAGGAGCAGGACGAGCGUGCAGAGCAGCUGAAGGGCCGCCUACGCUGGGAGCAGAACGAGCUGCGGGUGCGGCUGGAGCAGCUGCAGAGGGGCACCGAGAGGAUGAGAAACAACAGCCAGGGGUCCACCAUGUCGUCCGAGAGGUCCGACUCGGACAGAGAGGAUGUGGAGGUUGACGUGGAAAGCAUCGUGUUCGACUGCGUGGACCCCGACGGACUGAGCAUGACGCACGCCGAUGCCGACCACUGCUACUCCAGCACGGACCGCGCCUGGCUAUGACAGCAGCGGGCCCGCAGGACCCGGCGUGACGGCGACGAAAACAUUCCAAAAAACCCAGAGAACGGAAGAAGACGUUACUGUACAACCGAACAGAAUUUUUCACGCGAGGACGACCUUCUUGACAUUAUCCUUCGGACUACAAGCUAAACAUCCGGUCACGACGAAGCGAGACGUGUCCACUUGCACUGAAUAGCAGUAAAAAUCACUGGGCUGGGAUCGAUGCUGGGCAUAUCCACACAGCUUCUGGCUUCAGUCGGAGACGCUCCCCCCUCCUUUUAUUCAAGGGGUGUCUAACUUGUAGUCAUUCAAGCAGCUCUUCAAACUUUCCCUCAUGAACUUUGAAAAAUCAUAGAAAGGGCUUUUUCUUCAGAGCUUUUAAGUUAUUCUUCACCACAGCAUGUCUGUACUGAAUUCUGCCUUAAAUCAAGGUUUGGUCUAGUCUCUUAGACAGCUUUUUAUUUAGCACUCUUUUUUUUUUUUUUUUCCUUCUUUCAGAAUGUCACAUUCAGCACGCACUUCAAUAUUAAAUCUGUGCUAUGUUUUGUGUUUUAUUUUUUUAAUCGUCCUGUUCCAGUAUGUAAUUUCAGCCAUGUAUUUUUUAUUUUAUUUUUUUUUUUUUUGCUGUUUUUCUUCUGUUGCACAUUAUGUCCACACGUUGCACUUGUUUUGCAUAUAACUGAAACAUUGAACAAUAACUCUACGGUGGUGGUGUGUUUUGCACAUUGAUGUUUGGCAGGUGCUGAAUAUUGAGCAUUGGCACGGCGUCCCGGUCGGUAAUCACACGCAGGAAUUUUGAUGCCUACGCUAAACUGAGCAUUAAGGGGCUCCUCGCACGAGUCCAACCAGUUAACCCACUGCUAACAGAAAUGUGCUGGUGAUCCAAGACAAGCGUGUGUUUUCUGAUUAUUUUACUUAUGCAUUACAGCAAAUCCUCCAGUCAGGCUGGCAAUGUCUACUUGUAAUGAUUAUGCAACUUCUGCUGUGUUACAAGUAUGUAUCCAACUCAUUUCUUAGUAUUUAAUAACGGAAGGAGCUUCUUUCCUUCACUUUCGUAUAUGCAAGAUGCCUUAUUACUUCUUUUUUUUUUAAUCUGUCUCUGCCCAGUAAUAUCAUGUAGCAUUUUUGUACUGGUGUAAGCUUUUUUUUUUAAUGAAUAAAUAUUUUCUA